Molecule: messenger RNA, 1774 nt
Organism: Alosa sapidissima (American shad)
Lineage: Eukaryota; Metazoa; Chordata; Actinopteri; Clupeiformes; Clupeidae
Gene: slc67a1
Product: solute carrier family 22 member 18
Exons: 11
Coding region: 168-1394 (408 amino acids)
Biological process (GO): transmembrane transport
Molecular function (GO): transmembrane transporter activity
Source: RefSeq, a predicted model, not a curated record
UGGCGAGAAAACAAUUCCGGAAAAUACAAUUGUCAAAUGCAACGUAAAGGAGGUAGCCUAUGUAUUGGAGUUCAUAAACAUAUGCAUGCAUCUACCUAAGUGACAGCGUUGACCGGUAAAAGGGAAGGGAUUUUGAUCACAGCUUUGCACUCUAGGAAAAGUAAGAGAUGGAGUCGAACAAGAAGAUGGAUUCUCUGGCCGGCAUAAAUAAACAGAGAGUGAUUUUGGUCACUUAUCUGAUAGCCGCUAUGGACAUCACAUGGCUUUUCCUUCAGUUCUCUAUAACACCAUAUUUGGCCAAAAGACUGGGUUUUGAUACUUUGUGGUUUGGCUAUCUUCAAACGACAGUGGGGAUCAUCCAGCUCCUUGGAGGGCCCAUAUUUGGCAGGUUUGCUGACCUGUUUGGGGCACAGGCCGCUCUGUCUGUGUCCUGCAUGGCAUCGGUGGUCUACUUUGUGCUGCUGGCAAUGGCAGACAGCACUGCAAUGCUCUUCAUUCACAAACUCCCUGCAGUGUUCAUGCAUGUCCUUCCAGGGACUCAGAUGGUGGUGGCGGACCUGACGGAGCCGGAGAAGAGGGCUGAUGCUCUGGCCAAGUUGGGCCUGUGCUUUGGGAUCGGGAUGAUCACAGGUUCCACUCUAGGGGGCACUCUCAGCACACGCUAUGGGGAGGGAUAUGCUGCUUGUACUGCUGUUGUUGGGAGCUUUAUAAGUUUGCUGUUGGUUUUGAAAUUCAUCCCCAAACACACUAAAGCACAGAUUGCACAGGACCAGAAUAACAAGAACCGCUCCAUCUUUAACCUGGGUGACAUCACCAGGCUCAUGAAGUACCCUGGAGUGGCGAAGACCUUCAUCGUCAAAAUCACCUCUGGCCUCCCCUCAGGUAUCUUUCAGGUCAUGUUCUCCGUCAUUGCCAUCAAUUUCUUCCAGUUGCAACCUGAGCAGAAUGGCUACCUGAUGGCCUACUUUGGUGUGAUGCAGAUGGUCAUGCAGGGGGCUGUGAUAGGACGCAUGACAGCCAGAUACUCUGAAAAGACGCUGCUGCUCCUGUCUGUUGGGGUGUCUAGUCUGGUGGGCCUGGCUCAGGCACUCAUGGCCAAUGUAUUCCAGUUCAGUCUUAUUGUCAUUCCCAUGAUGUUCUCCCUGAGUAUGUUCAAUGUAAUCACAGACAGCAUGCUCACCAAGAGCAUACCCUCAUCAGACACAGGCACUAUGAUGGGGCUGUGUGCUUCAGUGCAGUCCCUUAUGCGCACAGUUGGCCCUACCAUUGGAGGCCUCUUAUAUGAGAACUAUGGCGUGUCUUCAUUUGGAUACAUUCAGUGUGCCGUAAAUGCUGCAGUCUUUCUUUUCCUUUUCAAGGACAGGAGAACACAGAGAGUAAUCACUAGAAAAUAGGAGUGUUUACAAUGAGACCGUCCCUAUAGAGACCAGAAACUCAGGCAUUCUGUACCAAAAAACUGUGAUGACAUGAAAUGUGUACAACAGAGCUGCCAACUCUAAUGCAUUGACCGUGAGAUUCAUUAAUUUGAUUGGCUCCACGUGCUCUUACAGUACAGGUUAUGAUUUAUGUGAUCAUUCUGGCUGGUGACCUUACCUGUAAACCCAAAAUCACCAGCCAGAAUGAUCACAUAAAUCAUAACCUGUACUGUAAUUAUAUGAAUGAAAGCAGAAUUGUUAUAUAUAUAUUGGCAGAGAUUAUUGUAUGUAUGAUUGUAUUCACAGCCUAUGAUGUAUUUUCAUUAUAUUAAACACCUAUGUUAUAGUAUGAAUUUGAA